CUAUAGAAGGGACUCUCCAAACUACAGCAGGGAGCCCCACAGCAAGAGGCGGGGUGAUGGUGGGUUUUGAGAGAAUUCGCAAUGUCAGGGAAUCUUUAAAGUUUAAAGCCUGAAGACACCGCUUCUCCUCUUAAGAGUUUACUCUGCCCGGGACUGCGCUCUCUCCUAAACGCUCUGCUGUUGACUUUAUACAGCGGCACAGGUGGAAACCUGGGAAAAGGCUGGGUGAAAGUGGUCGGCCGGGCGACAAGCAGCGGCAGACUUUUGGGUCUUGAGCUGAAACAAAGAAGAAAGAAUCCCGGGCAUUUGGGUGCACAGGGCGGGGCCUCAUGACCCUUUGAAGGACGUUGUUCAAAUGUUAUUUGGAGUGAAACGGACCAGGAUAGAGACGUCUGAGUUUUUCUGAAGUGCACGGAUGGGAAAGCUGACAAGCAUGCCUGCGGGUCUGAUGUGUGCCUCUAUGAGUGUGCGUGCAGCCAAAGAAGAGAAAUCCAAAAAGCAGCUAGUGAAACCAGAGCAGCUCCCCAUAUAUACUGCACCACCUCUCCAGUCUAAAUAUGUUGAAGAGCAGCCUGGUAAUUUGCAAACGGGCUUUGCUUCCAUCCGCUCUACAACUGGUCGUUAUAUUGGCUGGUGCAAGGGUGUUUAUGUCUUUGUGAAAAAUGGGAUAAUGGAUACAGUACAAUUUGGAAAAGAUACAUAUGUUUAUCUGAAGAAUCCACCACAAGAUUUUCUUCCGAAAAUUGGAGUGAUUACAGUUUCAGGAUUGGCAGGCUUGGUUUCAGCAAGAAAAGGUUCUAGAUUUAAGAAAAUUGUUUAUCCACUGGGACUGGCCACUUUAGGAGCAACUGUUUGUUACCCAGUUCAGUCAGUAAUAAUUGCAAAGGUAACUGGGAAAAAGGCAUAUGCUACAAGCCAGCAAAUUUAUGAAGCAGUUAAAUCAUUGUGGACAAAAAACAACAAAAAAGAGUCACUUCCUGAACCUAAAGAAAAAACUAAGCUAGGAAGUUCUGCUGAAAUAGAAAUACCUGCAAAAACAACUCAAGACCUGAAAUACCCAGUGGCUUUGCCAACAGAACUCAGCUCUGCAACAAAGAUCAAAUCAGAAUCCACCUCAGGUGCUACACAGUUUAUGCCUGACCCCAAGCUCAUGGAUCACGGGCAGUCCCAUCCAGAAGAUGUAGAUAUGUACAGCACUAGAAGCUGAAAUAGUCUGCAUAGAGUACUACAAGAUGUGUGAAGUUGCAAAUGAUGAUGAAAAAAAUCGUGUAAUGGGUAACU
Molecule: messenger RNA, 1281 nt
Organism: Rhinolophus ferrumequinum (greater horseshoe bat)
Lineage: Eukaryota; Metazoa; Chordata; Mammalia; Chiroptera; Rhinolophidae
Gene: APOOL
Product: apolipoprotein O like
Exons: 9
Coding region: 416-1207 (263 amino acids)
Biological process (GO): cristae formation
Cellular component (GO): MICOS complex
Source: RefSeq, a predicted model, not a curated record